Nicotiana tabacum (common tobacco) is the source of this 471-nucleotide messenger RNA. The record is from RefSeq and is a predicted model, not a curated record. Lineage: Eukaryota; Viridiplantae; Streptophyta; Magnoliopsida; Solanales; Solanaceae.
AUGGCAAUCUUAUUCGAUAGACUGGGUGGUGCAAUGGUGUUCUCCAAAAUAGACCUGAAGAUAGGUUAUUGGCAAGUUCGGAUUGCAGAGGGUGAUGGACACGAGAUGACUUGUAGGACAAGAUAUGGGUUGUACGACUUCGUGGUUAUGCCAUUUGGCUUGACCAACGCUCCAGCCAUAUUUUGCACCCUGAUGAACCAAGUCUUCCGAGAGUACAUUGACAAAUUCGCAGUGGUCUACUUGGAUGACAUUGUGGUAUAUAGCCAAAUACUAGAAGAACACAUGGAGCACUUGCAGAAGGUGGAUACCCCAUCUUGGUGGAAAAUCCAUCCCGUUUUUCAUGUCAGUCUUCUGAAACCUUUUCGGGAAUACAUAGAGGAUCCUUCACGGAGUCAACUCACAAUACCCAGUAUUCGAGGCUCCAAUUCAACUGAAAAAGGCGUGCUGAAGCUAUUCUUGAUGAUCGAGUGA